This is a messenger RNA of Aureococcus anophagefferens, 240 nucleotides long. RefSeq lists its product as hypothetical. The annotation marks the transcript as partial. The transcript has a single exon. Lineage: Eukaryota; Pelagophyceae; Pelagomonadales; Pelagomonadaceae. The record is from RefSeq and is a predicted model, not a curated record.
GACGCCUACGCGACGCUGGGCGUCGCCCGGGGCCUCGCGGACAAGGACUACAAGGUCGCCUACCUCAAGCAGGCCAAGGUCUGGCACCCGGACCUGCGGCCCGGCGACCCCGAGGCGACGCGCAAGUUCCAGGAGCUCAGCGCGGCCUACGAGCAGAUCAAGGACCAGCGCCUCCGCGCGGCGUACGACGCGCGACAGACCUGGGGCGGCGGCGGCGAGCGGGCGAGCGGCCCCUUCGAC